Molecule: messenger RNA, 972 nt
Organism: Sporothrix brasiliensis 5110
Lineage: Eukaryota; Fungi; Ascomycota; Sordariomycetes; Ophiostomatales; Ophiostomataceae
Exons: 2
Coding region: 1-972 (323 amino acids)
Source: RefSeq, a predicted model, not a curated record
AUGGGCACCCAGAGCAAGCGCCAGGUGCGCGCCGCCCUGGCAUUUGUGGCGCGGCCGCUGUUGUUUGCGAUUGCAUUGACAGUCGUGGUACGGGUUCUGUUUGGUGGAAGCACGUCGCGGUCGACACCAGCAAAGCACGGGCCGCAAAAGGGCCGCCAGCACGGCCUCGGCGGCGACGCACCAACCAGCCAGCACGACCUGCAUCGCUACGACCGUGGCCAGGAACACCGGACGACGACCGCGCUCGUCGUCGCCUCCAGCAGCCAGAUGGUGGCCAGCGGCGAGACCGCGUGGCUGGCGGACGUGCCGGCGGCCUGGCAGCCCGUGUUCCACUACGUCACGGACGCGCCGCUGUCGCCGCAGCUGGCGGUGCCCGUGCACAAGGGCCGCGAGGCCAUGGCCUACCUGACGUACAUUGUCGACCACUACGACGCGCUGGCCGACGUCGUCGUCUUCCACCACGGCCACCGCCGCGGCUGGCACCAGGCGAUGGACGCGGCCGACGAGGUGCGCCGCCUGCGGACGGCGUACGUCGCCCGGCGCGGCUACGCGUCGCUGCGCUGCCUGCCCGGCUGCGAAAACGUCAUCGUGCUCGCCGACUACGCCGUCGACCAGGCGCAGAUGCACCGGCACGCGCGCGACGUGCAGCUCACCACGCUGCUCGACGACUUCCUCGACAGGGACGCCGGCGAGCGCGUGCCCGUGCGGCUGGCCGCGCCCUGCUGCGCGCAGUUUGCCGCCAGCAAGACGGCCAUCCGCCGCCGCAGCCGCGCGUGGUGGGCGUCGCUGCGGCAGUGGCUCAUCUCGACGCCGCUGGCCGACGCCGACAGCGGACGCCUGCUGGAGCACACCUGGCACGUGUGGCUGGGCAACGAGUCGUACCACUGCCCACAAUACGAUGCUUGCCAGUGCCAUACGUACGGCAUUGGAGCCGACUGCGAGGCCUACUAUGGGCUCGAGGAGGCGAUGUAA